Molecule: messenger RNA, 1326 nt
Organism: Orbilia oligospora ATCC 24927
Lineage: Eukaryota; Fungi; Ascomycota; Orbiliomycetes; Orbiliales; Orbiliaceae
Exons: 1
Coding region: 1-1326 (441 amino acids)
Source: RefSeq, a predicted model, not a curated record
AUGCGUCUCGUCGCUGCUUCGCUGGCGAUUCUCGCCACGCUUACAACUGUCUCAGGCCAUGCUUCAAUCAUUAGCCCAAAGCCGAUAAAGUUCGACAUAGAUACAGACUACAAUGCGCCUCUUGUCCCCGGUUUCGGAAAUUUCCCUUGCAAAGGCUAUCAUAACGAAACAUUCCAGGAGGCUGCCGCUUGGAAAGCCGGGGAAAUGGCAAGCUUCACAAUCAACGUUCCUGAGAAAAUCGCUGCUCACAGCGGCGGUAGCUGUCAAGCAUCUAUCUCUCAUGAUGGUGGAAGAACCUUCCAGGUCCUUCACUCCUUUAUUGGGGACUGUCCUCGUGGAGCAGUUGGUAACGUUGCCGGUCCUGAUCAGCGAUUCGAUUUCAAGAUUCCUGAAGAUGAACCCGCAGGUCAGGCUAUCUUCUCUUGGACUUGGUUUAACACCGUCGGCGUCCGCGAAAUGUACAUGAACUGUGCUUUCGUUACAAUCCAAAAUGACAACCCAGUGCCUCAAGUUAAGGCUCGUCCGUUUAUGUUUGUAGGGGCGCUGGCUACAGCUCCAGACACCAAUGGUUGCUCGUCGGAAGAACGUACAAACCUCCAGUUCCCGGAUCCAGGCGACUUUGUCACAGAUGGCUCUCAAAACGCCGGUGUGCAAUUUAAGGGCAAGACAUUGCCUACUGGCCCUGGAUGUGGAAAUGAAGCUAGUGGUGGCGGUAUGCCUAUCGAUAUGAGCAAAGCUCUCUCCCCGAAUAAAGAUCUCGCCGGAGGAGGUGCAGUAGCUGGACCUAAGCCAGGCCCAGUUAACCCUAUCCCCGAGCUUGACCCUUCACCAACUCCUACCCAAGCCCUUACCACGAUGGCAACUUAUACUUCCACCCCACCAGCAGAUGGUCAGAAGGUUAUUUACGUCACCGAAGUCGUCACCCAUCCAGUAGUCGACAUUGUCACGGUCACCGCUACUACCUAUCUCGCUUCGCCCACCGACAACGUUGCAAAGCGACACGAGCACAUCGCCCGAGACAAAUCCUGCUCUUUCCAAGAAACUUUCAAAAUUGGCAACGAGUGCUCUGUGCCGUCUAUCAAAUCUUCUCAAUGGGAUGCAUGUGUUUGGGAGGAAUUCUGCCCCUGCCUUAAUGAAAAUCUGGGCCCCGCCGACAUAUCCAAUUUCUCACAAAUCAAGGGCUAUUGCGAUUGCGUAACUAACGGAAUUGGCUGCCGUAAUAAAGCUGUUAGGUCGCGACACAUGCAACGACAUGUGCGUACCACUGGUGUGGAUAUCAUUUUACGACGAGACGAGGAUCAAAUGGUACAUACAUUCAGAGCCUAA